AUGGGCAAGCCAUGUCAACCAACUUACAUAGUACGUGUUUUGUUUGAUGACCGCCGCCUCCGCGUGCUUGUGCUUACCGAUGUCAAAAGCAACCAGAACCGUCUUGCGCUGGGGAGGUCUGUUAACCGGGCCGUCGACACGUUGAAGGACUUCCAACGUCAGAACACGAAAUGGCCCGCGCAUUACCCCUCCGUCGAGAGACCGGAACAGAAACACGGCGGCCUUGUGCGCUCCCAGACGCAGAACUUCGUCGACGAUUUCAACAAUGAGGCCGGCCCCUCUUCGCGCCCGCAGAUGCAGCGACGAGCCGCCACCAGUAUCGACGGUUCCAUGGAGCCGCAGGCGAAGGCGAACACACCCGAGCCGCGACUGGUCACACCGAAGAUCGCCGAGGAGUUCAACGUGCUGAAGCUGGAUCUGAAACUGGGGUCCGCGUCGCCGUCGGAGCUUGUGCACUCGCUUGAGAAAUCGGCUAUUGCGUCGUUGCUGGACGGGAAGAUCUCGCAGAGCAUCAAGCAUCUGCUCGCGCUCAGGGAACGUAUCGAGGAUACGUCAUCGAAGGUGCUGAUCACCGGUGAUGUCAACGCGGGAAAGUCGACGUUCUGUAAUGCCCUCAUGCGAAGGAGAGUACUGCCCGAGGACCAACAGCCGUGUACCAGCGCUUUCUGUGAAGUGCUGGACGCAAGAGAUAAUGGCGAUGUCGAGGAGGUUCAUGCUAUCAAGGAGGGCUUCAAGUAUAAUCGCCACGAUGAAAGUACAUAUGAUGUCUUCCCACUGGAGGAACUCGAGGAUAUCGUGGUCGACAACGACGAUUACAGCCAGGUCAAGAUCUACGUGGACGACGUACGGCCGAUCGAACAGAGCUUCCUGCGAAACGGCGUUGUCGACAUCUCCCUCAUUGACGCCCCCGGUCUCAACACGGAUUCGAUGAAGACUACGGCUGUGUUUGCGCGACAGGAGGAGAUCGAUGUCGUCGUCUACGUCGUUGCGGCGGAGAAUCACUUCACCCUCUCGGCGAAGGAGUUCAUCUGGAAUGCGGCAAACGAGAAGGCGUACAUCUUCAUCGUUGUUAAUAGGUUCGACAAUAUCCGCAACAAGGGCAAGGAUAAGUGCCAGAAGGCGAUUCUCGAGCAGGUUGCCGCCAUGUCGCCACAGACGUACAAGGACGCACAGGAGCUCGUUCACUUCGUCUCUUCGAAUGCUGUCAUCGAUGGCACCGACGCGGACAAGGUCAAGGACUUUGAGGCCCUCGAGGAGGCGCUCCGCAGCUUCGUCCUCGAGAAGCGCGCCAGGAGCAAGUUGGCGCCGGCAAAGACGUACCUGCUGAACUUGCUCAGCGAUAUCGAGACGCUCGCUUUCGUCAACAAGGAGAUGGCGGCCGCGGAAUUGGAGAAGAUCCGCCAGGAGUUGGAUCAGAUCUCGCCUGCUUACGAGAAAUUGGUCAAGUCGCGACAGGAGGUGUCUGACGAUUGCGACAAGACUACCGAAGACGUCACGUCGGAUGUGUACACCUACUCGAGGAAUUUGGUGUCCGGAACGAUAUCCACUCUGGAUGACAAGCCUGUGGUUACCUACUCCGGCCUCCUCAAUGCCUUUGGCUAUGCCGAGGCUACGAAGCAGGCUAUGCUACAGCUAGUUCAGACUUCCGUCACGCAAUCCGAGACGUACGCCAAGACGAAGACCGCUGCGAGCGUGUCUUCGAUUGCGUCCCUCGGAGCCCUCCAUCUCGGCGGCGAAUACAUCCACCGCGCCUUCCGUCCCGAAUUCAUGUUCUCCCGCAAGCGCGACCAGCUCAACAAGCAGGUCAAGGUUGAGCUCGACUACUCGGACUUCUUCGAUAUUGAAUUCGCCACGCAGGAGAAGCAGAUUGCCGGCGCGGGAAUGUCGUUGACGCUCGCCACCGUUGCCACUUCGCAGGUCAUGGGCAUCAGCAGCUGGGCUGAUGGACUCUGGAAGGCCGGGAACAUGCUGGGCUUCCGGAACGCGAAGAAGCUUAUAGUUCCCGCUGUCGUGCUGGCCACUAUCGGUACUGGCUACUACCUCCUCUCGGAUCUCCCCAAUGCCGUGCCGCGGAAACUGGCGAAGAAGAUCCGCAAGCAGCUGGCGGACAUGGACUACGUCCACGUCAACGCCGAGCGCAUCGCGAACCAGUGCCGCAAGGUGCUCAAGUUCCCGACCGAAGAUCUCCGCAGCGGGUUCCAGCGCGGAAUCGAGAAGCAGGGCAAGGCAGUCCAAGAACGCAAGGAAAAGCAGAAGGAUAGCGAGGUCGCCGACAAGUACUUUGGCAACCUCCUGCGAAACGCGAAGCAGCAGAGGGCCGCCGUUAGCACGUUAGAUCUCGAGCCGCAUACGGUCCUCGAUAACUCGCUAGAAGAACAGCAACAAACCGAGACCCAGCAGACACAACUGGAGUCGGAGAACCCGUUCGCUGAAAAUUAG
Messenger RNA from Tricharina praecox, 2439 nucleotides. RefSeq lists its product as uncharacterized. Lineage: Eukaryota; Fungi; Ascomycota; Pezizomycetes; Pezizales; Pyronemataceae. The coding region runs from base 1 to 2439 and encodes 812 amino acids. Gene Ontology annotation, molecular function: GTP binding; GTPase activity. The record is from RefSeq and is a predicted model, not a curated record. Gene Ontology annotation, biological process: mitochondrial fusion. Gene Ontology annotation, cellular component: mitochondrial outer membrane. The transcript is spliced from 2 exons.